AUGUAUUUAUUUAUGCAUUUAUGUAUGUGCUUUUGUAUGAUUUCUUCAAGUUAAAAGAAAGAAAAAUUGAAUAAGGGGAAAAAUAAACAAAUUAAGUUAAAUAAAAAGAAAGAAAAACAAAAUAAAAAGAUUGAAAUAAUAAAAAAAGAAAAGGAAAGAAGAUCGAAUCCGCAAAUGAUUUCAAAAACCUAGGCCUUCGCAAGAUUAUUCCAAUUGAGUUCAAAAUCAUUCUCUACUGUCAAGGGUGGAAAUUUAUACACUUGGGGCUAAUACGCCAGUGGUACCGGUUUCGAGACCGCCUCUGCUGUCCCCAGAAAGGUUGAUUACUUCUCAGGCAAUGUCUCCAAGGUUGCUAUGGGUCCUUAUCACACUGCCGUUAUUACCAACGACGGUUCUUUAUACACUUUUGGUUGGGGUUAAAACGGUGCUCUCGGUAAUGGUGCUAAGGAAUUCUAAUUAUCUCCCAGCCCUGUCAGCUUCUUCAACGAUAAGAAACUCAAGGUUAAGGACGUCGUAGUUGGUGAAAGCUACACUAUUGCCGUCACUGAAAAUGGUGAAGUUUACUCCUGGGGUUAUGGUGGUGAACCUUCCAGCAAGAUCAACCUUGACUUCUUCAGAAACGCUAUUUUACCUCAAAGAUGUGGUGCUUUGGGAUCUGGAGAUAACAAGAAUAGAUUAACUCCCUAAUAAAUUGCUAACUUGAAGGCAGACGGAUACAAGAAUAUUUCUGGUGGUGACAACUUUGCUACUUUGGUCAAUUAAUCUGGUGAAGUUAUUAACUGGGGUACUGGUCUUUUCGGUUCUUUGGGUAACGGAAGCGACUAUCCUUUAUUCACUCCUGAAGUUAACGCUUACUUCAAGCACUUGAAGGAACACGAAGGACUCACUGUUUAAUCCAUUAAAUCUGCUGGUCACUUCUCUGCUGCCUUAUUAUCUAACGGUAAAUUAUACACUUUCGGUGUUAACACUCAAGGCUAAUUAGGUAUCCGUGAAAACCUUGGUCACAACACUGACUAAAAUGCUCGUCUCCCUACCCCUGUUGUUGACAGACACUUUGUUGGUCAAAAGGUUGUUGACUUCGAAGUUGGUGAGAACACCCUCGUCUUCCUUACUGAUAAAAACGAAGUCUUCUUCAGUGGUUUGGAAUUAGCUUAUUAACCCAUCAGAUGGGAAAUCCCUACUGACAAGAAGAUUGUCAAGCUUGCUGCCUCUAAGGACACUUUUGCUGCCGUCACUGGUAAUUAAUUAAUUAAUUUUUUGUUUAAAUUAAAAUUUUAUUUAAAAAAAUAGAAACUGGUAAAAUUUAUUAAUUCAACGAAUUCGUUGGUGUCUCCACUAAUGAAGUUGGUAACGAUUACAAUGUUGCUGAUAGCAAGGCUUUCGAAGGCAAGGUUGUUGAUCUUGGUGGUUCUUAUGGUAUUAGAUUUGCUAUUGUCAACUGAAAAACCUAAUGAAGAAUUUGAUUAUUUCACCAACUCCAAUUAGCUAAUAUUGAAGUUGGUUUCUAAGAAGCAACAAACAAACAAAUUUCACUAAAACAUAAAUUAUUAAAUCGCUAUUUCGAAUAUUUUUUCUCAUUUCAAUCUAUGUUUAUUAAGAAAAAAUGAUCAAUUAAAUUAUUCAAAAUAGCAUUUUCAUAUUUGUUUUUGUAUCUUUAUUACAAAUUUAAAAGGAAACUUAAUAAAAACUCUCUCACUUCUAUAUUACUUACUAAACAUUUUAUUUAUUGAAAAUUAAUUUGAAACGAAUAAAAUAUAUCAAAUUGCUAAUAUUUAACAGACUAAAAAAUGCAUUCACAAGAUUAUUUAGUUUCAAAGCAAAUAGUUAAAAAAAACCUAAAAAAUUAUCAAAUAAAAUUUAUUUUACAAAGAUAAAAAAUUAGUUUGCUUAAUUUUUUAAACUCAUUUACAACUUUUCUGUUUUUUUUAGAUAAAAUCAAUUCUUUAAAUCUGCUUUAAUACUAAUCAAUUAAUACAAACUUACAUACUGUAAAAUAAAAAAUAUUUAAUUAUUAUUUGUUAUACUUUUAUAUCUCAAAAAUACAAUCAAAUUUUUUGA
Messenger RNA from Tetrahymena thermophila SB210, 2058 nucleotides. RefSeq names its product chromosome condensation regulator RCC1 repeat protein. The record is from RefSeq and is a predicted model, not a curated record. The transcript has 6 exons. NCBI's taxonomy places the organism in Eukaryota, Ciliophora, Oligohymenophorea, Hymenostomatida, Tetrahymenidae.